Molecule: messenger RNA, 2096 nt
Organism: Dioscorea cayenensis subsp. rotundata (Guinea yam)
Lineage: Eukaryota; Viridiplantae; Streptophyta; Magnoliopsida; Dioscoreales; Dioscoreaceae
Product: TBCC domain-containing protein 1-like
Exons: 9
Coding region: 51-1736 (561 amino acids)
Source: RefSeq, a predicted model, not a curated record
UCUAUACACUCUUUCAUUCAGACCCGUUUCUGUGUUUCUCCAGCGCAGCGAUGCUCGAAGAGAAGCCCGAGCCCUCGACGCCGACAUCGCCGUCGCUGCUCAUCCGACCUCGCCGGGAACCCUUCGAGUAUGGACUCCUCCCAAUCUCGAAGCUUAUCUUCUCGGAUGGUACCCUUACCCUUGCUCCUUUGAAGGAGAAGCUACUACAGACCUCCACUGAUGGUCGGGUGUCCGCUUCACAGCUUGCCGAAGCGCUACAGAUUCCUCAUGACUACGCUUGCCUCGCAAUCGAUACCCUUGCCUCCGUCCUGCCGGCGGAUCCCGAUCCCAAUGCUGGCGCGGACGUGCAUGAUCUGAUCUUGUUUUUGUAUAUCCAGACGUAUAAGAGGUUGCUUCCGAGAGCGCACAAGGACUCGGCGGCGGUGGCGGAUGUCUGGCCUUCAACGUCGGCCUUCGAUGGAUAUCUAUCGGCCCUUUCGCCGCUUCAGCUUGUACGCAGCAAUAGUCGUCGUUUCAUUCCAUCACAGGCUGAUGAAGAGGCCCAUCAGUUAUCAUAUUUACAGAAACAUAUGGCCAACAUUAUUGCUCUCUUGGCUGAGCCUGUUGAAGGCGAGGGAGAUGAAUCCUUGGUUUUAACAUCAGAAAGGUUUGAACAUCUCGGAUUCCUCAUCCAAUUUGGUGAAAAAGGCUCUGAAGGAAUCCCAUUGAGUCAGAGAACUCCAUUCUUUGCAAAUUCAGAUCCGGACAUGCCUGCUGCUCCUGUUCCUGCAACCCAGGUUCAUGAUUGGGUUUCACAACACAUUACUGCUGCAUUAGAGCACAAUGCAGAGAAAGCAAUGGCAAAAGAAAAUGGCCCUGCUGCAGAUCUCGAUGUGACUAUGGCUGAUGCCUUUUUAAACCAGACAAGGCCCCAAAGUAGCAGUUCGACUGCCAUGCAUAAUAAUGCUGCAUAUACUAGAAGUCAGAGCUUUGUGGAGGGCAUCUCCAAAGCUUCUGUGGUCAAGCAAACAUGUGACAUCAAAGGACAUUCUGUAAAGGUGUUGAAUUGCCAUGAUUCAGUCAUAUAUAUAUUAGCACCUUUGAAAUAUGCUACAGUGUACGGAUGUUCUGAUACUACAAUUGUACUGGGUGCUAUUGGUAAGGCUGUAAGGGUGGAACAUUGUGAAAGGGUACAGGUUAUUACAGCUGCAAAGCGCAUAUGUAUUGCAAAUUGUCGUGAAUGUAUAUUUUUCCUGGGGGUCAAUCAGCAACCUCUCAUACUCGGUGAUAAUCAUAAAUUACAAGUGGCGCCAUACAACACAUUUUAUGCCCAGUUGGAGGAGCACAUGGCUCAGACUGGUGUUGUUCCAACUGUUAACAGAUGGAAUGAACCUUUGGUACUUGGAAUGGUCGAUCCACAUGAUUCAUUAUCUCAUCCUGCAGGGGUGUCUGAUGCUCAAGCGGAGUCUGCUGCCCGGCUAGAUCCUGAUUUAUUUACAAAUUUUUUGAUUCCCAAUUGGUAUUCCGGUGAAUCAUCGCAAUCUACUAAAUACAACCCUUUUCCUUUGCCUGAAAUUUACAUGUCUUCUCAGAGGAAAAAGUAUUCAGUUUUGAGUGAUGUCCAACAAGCUUUGAGAGAUCUAGAAGUAGAGGAGAACAAAAAGCGAGAAUUAGCUGGUGCUCUUCAUGUGCAUUUUAAAGACUGGCUAUAUGCAUCUGGGAACAUCCGCCAGCUCUACUGUUUACAAGGCGACUGACUGAUUUCACGGAAAGUUACGCCGUCAAGGUUGUAAUUCCUGUCCUGCAGGGAUUUGUAAAGCAUAAAAAAAUCUCGCUCUCAUCGCUGUUCCAUGCCAACAAAUUUUUGUUCAUUUUAAUCUGAUGAGAACUUUGUCUCAAAUAUCUUUGUUUGCAUCAUGGGGCGAUGCAAUUUGUGAUUCUUCUUGACUUAUAUACUAAGGGCUACGGUGGAUUGUUUGUAUGUUCACAAAACUUUGAGGUGGUGGUGGUGUUGUUAUUAUGUAAUCUGUGUACUCUGGUGGAGUUGGAAGGUGCUACUGGUUUUUGGAACAAAUAGCUUAUAAUUUGAUGUUUUUAGGUCCUGUUUGUUCUUCUUC